CGCUUACAGGUCGCGACCGCAGCUGCAGAAGCCGUUCGUUCUCAUGCGCAACUUGGCGGAGCUGAUGAAGCUUAUGCAAGCCGGCGUAAUAGAUGUCGAUCCAGAAUACCAGCGAGAUGUUGUUUGGACAGCUGAUCGAAUGACGGGCCUAAUCAACUCGUUGAUGGAAAACUUCUACGUUCCACCCAUCAUUUUGAACAAGAAGCCGCGGCCUGGUCAAGAUGCCGCAGCUCCUCAAGAAACGCUGGUAUGCGUUGAUGGCAAACAACGCCUAUCCUCGGUUCUUGCAUUUGUCAAAGGCAUGAUUCCUUGUCACGAUCAUCGCGGAGAGAAGUGGUGGUUCUGUGAACCCGCCGGAAGCAAGCGCAAACGAGUCUUAUCGAAGCAGCUACAGAAACAAUUCUACCAAAAGGAUUUCGUAUCGUUCGAAUACAACAACCUGUCGCCCGAGCAAGAAGAGGACCUCUUCGCAAGGGUACAGAUGGGGGUGCAGCUAAACCUUGCUGAGAAGAUGCGUGCUUCGACAGGGCCCUGGCAAGAACUCGCCAGGUUGUUCGUCGCAGAUUUUCCAGUCGUGUACUCUUUGAUGAAGGACAAGGCGAGGUCGAAGGACUUUCAACUCACCCUCUCAUGCUUCAGUCAGAUCAUCGAGUGCAUGCACCCAACAGCUGCCAAUGGAGUACCCAUACUGAAGACGAAUCACACGCAUCUGCCAAAGCUUCUGAGCAACAAAAGCGCCGUAGAUGACGGCCUAAAGUCACACCUUGCCAGCGUUUGGAACACUUUCAAGGACCUCAUCGAAGCUGAUCCCGACACAUUCACGAAUGGCAACAAAUAUCUACGGGGCGUACAGACCUUCGCACCUGUCGAGAUGGUCGCAGUCACAGUCUUGAUCUCAAUGUACUCUGAGAUACGUAACAACAGGCUGCUCCUUGGCGACAUCCAAGCAAUGCGCAUUGCUGUUCGUGAGAACUUCGUUGACCUUCGACUCAACGCGUCUGUAUGGAAGUGGUUCUGGGAGUACAUCGACGAGCUAGAAGCCAUCCGCGGAGCUAUCGACGGGAGUACCGUGAACCGAAGAACGAAACAGCGAACCAAGAUGAGUGAUAAGGCACCUACAGAAGGUGCGACAGCAGGCUCGACCGCAGCAGCGAUCACUGCUGCGGCUGCGGCUCCUAAGAAAGGUAGAUUUACAGCCCGAACAAAACGGCCAGCUACGACAAUAGCGGAAGAGGCGCCUGUCAUGGUGGAGCAAGAACUGGCAACGGCUGCUUCGCCUGAACCACGUUCGCCAAAACGAAGGCGUACUGGCGACAGUCCUCUCAAUGGGUUACCUAUGAGCGAUGGCCAAUUUUGGGGUUCACUCCCGAGCACGACUGUACCACCUAAUGGACUGCCCGAGGAACGAAUACGUCCAGAACCAAUGCAUCCAGACCCAUUGUUGCCGCCGAUGCCCACACACGCCUCAACACAAAGUCCUCAGCCUGUUGCCAGGAAGCCUCGUCCAAGAGCAUACCCAGCAAUAUCGGCGCUACCAAGCACUGCUUCGUUGCCGCGAAAUGCAUCCAGUUCGAUUGAUAGCGCACAGAGCCACGUACAUGCACCUACCCCUUCAGAGGCACGUCAGCAGCGUGUGUCCACGCUAAACAGCUUUCAAUCUGCGCAUCAAUCUUCAGCCCGUGCCAUUUCAACUGGCUUACCCGUCUCCCAUGAACAUCACAUGGGACAGCCUCGAGCACCUGUUGCACCUAUGGUAUCUGGGCUCGGCCCGUUCUCACCUGACCACAGCCAUUCGCAAUGGGGAGGCGUUUUGGAGUCUACACCUGAGACAGAUGUUGCUCCACAAGUGUCCGCCUCAUCUCGACCACGUUCGAUGCAGAAGGCCAGAACAAGUCCGCCACAACCCGCACAGGAGCAUUACGAUGGGGCAAUCGAUCUGACCAGCGAUACUGAACAAGAGAGACAGGAUUUACUGUCUGCGUUCAAAACAAAAUCUGGCUCCAGUGGGUCACCGAAGGCCCCGAAAUCUGCAGCAGAACCUGUGGCGCAGACGCGGACGUCCACCGCUAAGGAGCAAAGGGUAUCAUCGCAGGAUCUACCGACUAGGGAGAACAACCCGUAUGCGAGGUUCAAGAAUAUAUGAGGCAGCUUGCUGGUACUUAAUCGGCGGAACACACUAACUGAAAAAUGGGUUACCACCUCAAGUUCUACCAGUACCGCGAGAUGCUGUGAUGCGAAGAGAUAAGCCGG
Macroventuria anomochaeta is the source of this 2250-nucleotide messenger RNA. RefSeq lists its product as uncharacterized. The transcript has 5 exons. NCBI's taxonomy places the organism in Eukaryota, Fungi, Ascomycota, Dothideomycetes, Pleosporales, Didymellaceae. The record is from RefSeq and is a predicted model, not a curated record. Bases 44 to 2143 code for a protein of 699 amino acids.